Rhinopithecus roxellana (golden snub-nosed monkey) is the source of this 2212-nucleotide messenger RNA. Its product is annotated as Fc receptor-like protein 6. The coding region runs from base 117 to 1421 and encodes 434 amino acids. Gene Ontology annotation, biological process: cell surface receptor signaling pathway. The transcript is spliced from 10 exons. The record is from RefSeq and is a predicted model, not a curated record. Gene Ontology annotation, molecular function: transmembrane signaling receptor activity. Lineage: Eukaryota; Metazoa; Chordata; Mammalia; Primates; Cercopithecidae.
CACCACCCAGCUUAGGUCACUCACCCACCUUCGAUCCUGAGGCCUGGUUGCUCUCUGCCAGCUUCGCCCAGCCUGUUUCUGACCUGUGUUCCCUCCUCUGUGCCAGGACAGGCCCCAUGCUGCUUUGGACGGCUGUGCUGCUCUUUGUUCCCUGUGUUGGGAAAACUGCCUGGCUGUACCUCCAAGCCUGGCCAAACCCUGUGUUUGAAGGAGAUGCCCUGACUCUGCAAUGUCAGGGAUGGAAGAAUACACCACUGUCUCAGGUGAAGUUCUACAGAGAUGGAAAAUUCCUUCAUUCCUCUAAGAAAAAACAGACUCUGUCCAUGGGAGCAGCAACAGUGCAGAGCGGUGGCCAGUAUAGCUGCACUGGGCAGGUGAUGUAUAUUCCACAGAUAUUCACACUAACUUCAGAAACUCUCAUGGUUCAAGUCCAAGAGCUGUUCCCACCUCCUGUGCUGAGUGCCACCCCCUCUCCUGAGCCCCGAGAGGGUAGCCUGGUGACCCUGAGAUGUCAGACAAAGCUGCAUCCCCUGAGGUCAACCUUGAGGCUCCUUUUCUCCUUCCACAAGGACAGCCACACCUUGCAGGACAGGGGCCCUCAUCCAGAACUCUGCAUCCCAGGAGUCAAGGAGGGAGACUCCGGGCUUUACUGGUGUGAGGUGGCCCCCGAGGGUGGCCAGGUCCAGAAGGAGAGCCCCCAGCUGGAGGUCAGAGUGCAGGUUCCUGUGUCCCGUCCUGUGUUCACUCUGCACCACGGACCCACUGACCCUGCUGUGGGGGACAUGGUGCAGCUCCUCUGUGAGGCCCAGAGGGGCUCCCCUCCAGUCCUGUACUUGUUCUACCUUGAUGAGAAGAUUGUGGGGAACCACUCAGCUCCCUGUGGUGGAAACGCCUCCCUCCUCUUCCCAGUGAAGUCAGAGCAGGAUGCUGGGAACUACUCCUGCGAGGCUGAGAAUGGUGUCUCCAGAGAGAGGAGUGAGCCCAAGAAGCUCUCUCUGAAGGGUUCUCAAGUCUUGUCCACUCCCACCAGCAGCAACUGGCUGGUUCCUUGGCUGCCUGUGAGCCUGCUUGGCAUGAUGGUCAUUGCUGCUGCACUUCUGGUUUAUUUGAGACCCUGGAGAAAAGCUGGGCCCCUUCCAUCCCAGAUACCACCCCCAGCUCCAGGUGGAGAGCAGUGCCCACUAUAUGCCAAUGUGCAUCACCAGAAAGAGAAAGAUGAAGGUGUUGUCUACUCUGUGGUGCAUAGAACCUCAAAGAGGAGUGAGGCCAGGCCUGCUGAGUUCGCCGCAGAGAGAAAGGACAGUUCUAUCAUCUAUGCAGAGGUGAGAUGCCUGCAGCCCAGUGAGGUUUCAUCCAAGGAGGUGAAUAUAAGAAGCACCCUCCAAGAAUCCCUUGGCGACUGUGAGGAAGUCCUCUGCUAGUGACGGUGUUCUCCUAUCAACACACGCCCACCCCCAGUCUCCAGUGCUCCUCAGGGGGACAGCGGGCUCCUCGACUCUUUCUGGGGCUCCUUCAAUUCCCAAAUCCAGCAUCACGCAGCCCUGGAGCCCUUGUCCUGGUCAGAAGCACCUGAACCCUGGGUUCUCCUCUUAGCAGAAGACCAACCAAUGGAAUGGGAGGGGAGAUAGCCCACCAACACACACACUUAGGGUCAGUCAGUGACACUGGACACAGAAGCCACAGAAAGCAUGUUACUUCCCCCCGAUAUAUGUAUAUAUAUCUCGUCCUUCAGGAAGCAUCCAGAAGGAGGCCUUGUUAUCAUAGCAGAUGACAGCUCCAUGUGUGUUGUUGUCCCCGAAGACCUUCCAGUGGGACAAGAUGAUGUGGUGGAAGACAGUAAUAUUGAUGAUCCGGACCCUGUGUAGACCUAGGUUAAUGUGUGUGUUUAUGUAUGUCUUAGUUUUUAACAAAAAAAGUUUAAAAAUUAAAAAAAAAAAACAUUUAAAUAGAAAAAUAUAUAUAUAUAUAUGAAAUAGUUACAUGCCACAUAACAGCAUUUCAGUCAGUGAUAGACUGCAUACACAACAGCAGUCCCAGAAGAUUAUAAUGGAGUUGAAAAUUUGCUACUGCCUAGUGAUAUCAUAGCUGCCUUAACAUCAUAAUACAAUGCAUUUCUCACACGUUUGUGGUGAUGCUGGUACAAACAAGCUACAGCGCUGCUAGUUAUAUAGAAAUAUAGCACACACAAUUAUGUACAGUACACUAUACUUGA